Necator americanus (New World hookworm) is the source of this 546-nucleotide messenger RNA. RefSeq lists its product as uncharacterized. Lineage: Eukaryota; Metazoa; Nematoda; Chromadorea; Rhabditida; Ancylostomatidae. Bases 1 to 546 code for a protein of 181 amino acids. The transcript has a single exon. The record is from RefSeq and is a predicted model, not a curated record.
AUGGACACGAUAACGAAGGAAAUCCAGAAGCAGCACCCGUGGACUCUACUCUUUGCCGAUGAUGUCAUGCUCGCGUCGGAGUCUCGAGGUGAUCUUCAGAAACAAGUACAGUCUUGGAAGGAUCGGCUGCAGAAAUAUGGAUUGCGCCUCAACACAUCAAAAACUGAGUACAUGGAGUGCGGACCAAGGAUAGAGGAUGGUUCAAUUCGUGUCGAUGGCACCCAAUCAAACAAGGUGGACUGUUUCAAGUACUUUGGAUCCAAAGUGACUUCCAAAGGCGACAUUGAUCAAGAAGGUCGAGCACGUGUUAAUGCGGCAUGGAUGAAAUGGAAAAUGGCAACAGGCGUACUGUGCGACAAGAAAGUCCCUGUUCUACUGACGUCGAAGAUCUACAGGACGGUUGUGCGUCCUGUUGCCCUUUACGGAUGCAAGUGCUGCUUUGGAGAUGCGGAUGUUAAGGUGGACGAUAGAUAUAGGUGUAACGCUAAAAGAGAAAGUAUCCAACGACACUGUGCGCUCCAUCUUCGGCGUCGUCCCGAUAACUGA